Messenger RNA from Physella acuta, 1442 nucleotides. RefSeq lists its product as uncharacterized. The record is from RefSeq and is a predicted model, not a curated record. Lineage: Eukaryota; Metazoa; Mollusca; Gastropoda; Physidae.
GACGCAUAUUUAGAUCUGCAUGCUUUGGCUUUGUUGGUUUACUUGUUUUAGUGUGCUUUUCAUCUAGAUUAACAGCACUGUUUCAUUCCUAUUUAGACUUUUUAUUUUAAAUUAGUUUGUGAUGUAGCUGUGGAUAAGAGGAAGAAAAAUUGUGAGUUGACAUUGGAUUUGGGACCCGACUUGAUCAAUCGAUUUUGUCUGGUUCUAGAAUUUUCUAAGAAUGUGGGCCACUCAUUGGUGGGAGGCGUGGUUAUUGGUCAUUGUGCUGAUAGCUUCCGGUGUGUCAAAAGUUCAAGGUAACGGCAGACUGAUGGAACCACCCUCGAGAGCCUCGAUGUGGAGGGUGGGGUUUAACACCCCACCUGACUUCAAUGACCACGCCCUAUCUUGUGGUGGCUUGAAGGUUCAGCAUGAAGAGAAUGGCGGCAAGUGCGGGGUUUGUGGCGACCCCUGGCAGGGCCCCAAGGAGCACGAGCCGGGCGGGAAGUACGCGACGGGCGCCAUCAGCAGACGAUACAGUACUAGCGAAACAAUCCGGGCCGUGGUCCAGCUGACAACCAACUACAACGGCUGGUUCGAGUUCCGCCUCUGUCCUUCAGACGAUCCCCUGGACCAAAAGACCCAAGAAUGCCUGGACCAAUACUUGCUCAAUGACACCAACGGCCGGAGCAGGUUCCCCGUGCCGAGCUCUCCUCACAUGAAGAUCAACAACAUCCAGCACAAUCUCGUCAUCCCCCAGGGUGUCUUCUGCAAAGCGUGCCUGCUUCAGUGGAAAUACAACACGGCGCAAAACAUGGGGACUCCCGACGACGGAAAACAGGAGGAGUACUACGGCUGUGCGGACAUCGCCAUAGGAUACGAUGACAUAGAGAUUGGCGUCACCCAGAAGCCGCAGGAAGAAGAAAUCGCCUCGACUGCCCGCCCCCCGGCCGAGAGUUGGAACAUGGGGAUUGAGCAUUUCAAUGCGACCGUCAAAAGAUGUCAAUGUGUGUGCACAACUAAACGUCUAUUCCUAUCUCGGUCUGGGGGUCCGCGCCUGGUAACUGUUGCUGCUUUGGUAGCUCUGCAUUUUCUCUUCGCCUGUGUGUGGCUGGAAUGUAAUCUUUGAUUUUAUUAAAUGAAUGUGUAUCUUAUGUAAAGUAUCCAGGACUUAAUAGAAAAAAAAAUAUUACUGCUCAUUUAGCAAAAUUAGAAACGCGUUUACUUGACAUCUAGUCAGGUAAUUUGUACUGGUAUGGCACAAUAUUCCUACUUAAUCCGGCUAACUAUUUUUAAAAUUCCUACUUUAUCCAAUGAUCCACGUGUGAAAUUUAUGUAAAUGAAAUACAAGCAACACCUGCUCUUUUGUAAAUAAUUGUUUUAAUACAUGCUAUAGCAAAGCAUACAUAUUAAUACAUAUGACAGCUUGUACAGUAUAACCAAGAAAAAAAACCAGCCAUGAA